Prunus avium (sweet cherry) is the source of this 324-nucleotide messenger RNA. RefSeq names its product putative lipid-transfer protein DIR1. NCBI's taxonomy places the organism in Eukaryota, Viridiplantae, Streptophyta, Magnoliopsida, Rosales, Rosaceae. The record is from RefSeq and is a predicted model, not a curated record. Gene Ontology annotation, molecular function: fatty acid binding. Gene Ontology annotation, biological process: systemic acquired resistance.
AUGAAGGGUUUUCAUCAAAAGCUCCUAGUUGUUGUGGCUUUGGUUUUGGUUGCACUUGCAAGCAAUGGUGGUUUUGUUCAGGUUUGUGAUGCUCAGAACAUAUGCAAUGUCUCUAUGAAUGGUUUGAUGACUUGCAGGCCAGCUGUGACCGCCCCGAACCCGGCGCCGCCUACAACCGCCUGCUGCUCGGCGCUGUCGCAUGCCGACAUGGGCUGCCUUUGCUCCUACAAGAACUCCAACCUCUUGCCUUCUCUAGGGAUUGACCCUAACCUUGCCCUCCAGCUUCCUGCCAAGUGCAGGCUUCCUCAUCCUGCCAAUUGCUAG